AUGUCUGGUCCCGGCCCCGGACCCGGUUCCGCCCCGGGUGACCGGUUCUACCAAAGAGGAAGCAACAACAACAGCAACACCAAUUAUCCAAGCCACCCAACCUACCCGAACUACCCCAACAGCAGCCUCAACAGCAUCCAUAGCAACAACACCAGCCUCUACCCGCAGCCCCUCAACCUCAAUGCCAUCCCCGCGCGCAAACCCGUCGGCGGGAUCGCCAUGACCAUUCGAAGCGGCAGUAGCAGCAUCCAUACCAACAACAGUGGCGCGGCCUACCACCAUGUCUCCCCGCCCGAAUCGACCUAUUCAGGCCGCCCGGGACGCGCCAACAGCACUAGCCAGAGCCAGAGCCGUGUUCCACAUCGCAUGGGCACGUUUAGCAGCGGGGGACGGUUUACGGUGUCACCCGCCAGCUCAAUACAUGAGGAUCAUGACGACGACGAUGAUGAUGCGGGAAGAGGGGGGUUUUUGCCGUCUCCAACACGGCAUCACAUGCAAGGAAUGCAUUGGAGAGGGAGUAGUGCUGGUAGUGGCAAUGGUAGGGGGGUUGGUGUGCGGCACGGGCGACAGGGGCAAGGGCAAGGGCAAAUACCGGGGCCAGUACCGUCUGCUCUGGUACCAGGGCCGGGGCUCAUUCAGCCGACGACAGUUAUACCAUCCGGACGCCCCGGACCCGAACCUCAACCUCAAUCCGGGCCCGGACUCGGACCGGGACCGGGACCGGCGCUCGUAAGCGGGAACACGGCCAACGCCAUAACGGGCUCAAUAUGGCAAUCACAGCCCGACGAGACGGACAUCCCCCACCCCGCGCCAGCGCAAUGGCGAGGCAGCCGUGAUCUGCAAGAACUCAACGAUGCGCGCGCGCGAGAGACAGAGUCCGGCCGAUGGCCCGUUCGGACAUCCUAUGGCCCGGCGCCCCCAACCGCGACGACAACCACAACCGCAGCCGCAGUCGCCGCAGCCCUACCUCCGCUACCGCCCUCAGCAACCGCAUCCGUAACCUCCCCUUGGCAACAACAAACACCUAGGAACGAAUCCCAAAUCGAUCCAAUCAUCCCCAUGGGCAUAUCCGCAACCGACACCUUCCCCCCUAUCCCCGCAGGUUUCCCGGACCGAGGCGAAGCACGGCGUUCUUGGGAUCGACAGCGCAAACAGCGGAAAGCGAAAAGAGCUCAGGCACAAGCACAAACUCACACCAUGGCGGUGGUGGCCGCGGUGCUCAAAGCCUACGACGGCCGAGGGCUGGCCGACUGGCCGCUCACCGUGUCGCUCAACACGGUGAUAGCUUUCCUGGUCGCCAUCUGCGAGGUCGCGUUGGCCGUGCCUCUCACCGAAGGGCUGUCACAGCUGAAGUGGAACUCGUUCGCCCGAGGCGAGCGGCCGUUGGCUGAUUUUGGUGUGUUUGAGGACGCGAAACGUGGGCCAGUUGGGAGUGCCAUGUUGCUUUGUAGGAGAAAGGGAAGGUGUGUGAAAUACCCUUCUCCCCUUUUCCCUUAUUUACCUACCCUUGGUGUUGUAAUAUUGUGCGCCCGCGGGCGGGCGCGUGUGUGUGUGACAACUUCUGACUCGACGCCCACCUACCUACCAGAGACCCUUGACGCCCGAGAGAAGCGAGCAAUCCAGUCAGGUAUCUACCACGCGGUUGACACCGAAGUCCCACCUUUGCAGCCGUUGUGCAGCUCGGGUGACUGCCAAUGGGCGAGUUUCAGCUCGCUGGCCGUGUGUGCCGCGGUCGCCGACGUAUCCGACAGACUCGCCGUAUCCCACCAGACCGAGGCGAGGAGCCUGGGCGUGUCGCUAGGAAAGGCAAACAACAGCCCCAUUCAUGCGGCCCGCCUCCCGAACGACCUGUUUCUGGUUGGCAGCCACAGUAGUUGCAACCUGAAUAUCUCCUGGCCGGCCUCCGCUUCGUCCUUGAAGGGUAUCAGGGACAACACAGGCAGUGCCGGCGGGGGUACCUUCCUUCCUGUGAAGACCAGCCUCGCGUUCCCAGACCAGGAUGCCAAACUGUCGAGCGCCAUCGCAAAUUUCUUUGUCGUAUACACCAACCAGACUGCUGCGUCCACCCCGGCCUUGCAGACAACGGCGUUUGGUGCUGCAGAGGUCCUCCUCCACUUCUGUGUCAACACCUACGAGGCCUCAACUUCCAGGGGGGUGUCUACGAGCAAAGUGGUCCACUCGUCGGCUCUCGCGGCAGAAGAUGUGUCGGGAAGCUCACCCGUCAGCGCCAGAGAUACGUCUUCGGACGUUGAUCGUGUCGUUUUACGGUCAGCCAGCACCUCAACGACGUACUCUGUAAACCGGGAAGAUGUCAGGCUACUCAACGCCUAUAUCAAGUCCCUGUUUUCGGGGGUAUAUUCGCAGCAGCAUGGGAAAGCGAUUGGUGGCGAAAGCGCCACGAGUGAGGCGCUGGGCCUCGCCAUGUUCCGGCGUGGAACUACAAUGAACGAUCUUUCCCCAAUACGUGCCAUGGGCUCAGCCUCCGAAAGCGGCGCCGUUUUUACAACGGAGAGCUACGUCCACAUUCAGUGGGCCUGGCUGACGUUCCUCGCCAUUCAGGUAGCCCUUGGGGUCAGUUUUCUGCUGGGCAUAAUGGUCCAGACAGCUGUCUGGAAUGUCAAGAUCCUCAAGGGAUCAUCCACAGCCGCGUUGUUUGCUAUUCCCGCGGAUAAAAAAGCAUACCUAGAGGAACACGAAAACAUGUCCCUUGAUAUGGACUGGGGGAGUAGAGGGUCUCAAAAAUUGAAGACCAUCACCUGCAGGUUUCGCCCACAAGAAAGGGGUUGGAGCUUGGAGGCGGACAAGAGGGAGGAUGGGUAG
Dichotomopilus funicola is the source of this 2820-nucleotide messenger RNA. RefSeq lists its product as uncharacterized. Lineage: Eukaryota; Fungi; Ascomycota; Sordariomycetes; Sordariales; Chaetomiaceae. The coding region runs from base 1 to 2820 and encodes 939 amino acids. The record is from RefSeq and is a predicted model, not a curated record. The transcript has 9 exons.